CAAGUAUUGGCUUUCAGGUACUGUCUGGAAAAUCAGGAAGAUCUGGUUCGACUGGCCUAUAUACCAUUAGGCUGGCAACGGACGGUGGGCGAUAAUAUAAUAUAUAUUAUAGUCGUACAAUACGCUAUAAUAUUAUAUUAUGACUGCAACGGACUACAGAAUAUAUAUUUUCAUAUCUUUCUAGCAGUGUUGCCGAACCUACCGAUUUUUCAGCAUUUCUGUGCGUAGGCUGAUCUGUGGUGUACACCGUGUAUUUAAUUAACAAGGUAUCCCCCAUAUGUUAAUCUGCCGCUCUUGAGUAAAUCCUAAAAUCCCCUCUUGGGCUUCCCUACUAUUAGCUUUCAAACUACCUAUGUAUAUGAAAACAAAUAUUUACAAGUUCAUACCGUCGGAUAUAUCUCAAUCAGCGAUGAUACUCCUCCAAGCUGCUUCUCUAAUCUCAUAUUAUUUUCAUACUCGUUCGAGUCUACCUUCCAUAAAGAUGGAUGUUUUCUUACACUAUCAAUAAAAUACUCCAUUUUGUCUAUUGCGAAUUCCGAAGUGCAAAAACAAAAAUAAAAUAGCAACAUCGCGCCAAGCCGGCUGCCAGCAAGAGCGGUGCGUAGGCAUUUACGGUGACGCGACGCAAGAGGGGAACAGCUAUAGCGCUAUACAGCACAGAAUAUCGCUCGGUAAGCAUAUCCCGCCAGAUACGUAAUAUAUCGCUGGGAUGUAAAUAUAUCUUAUAGCGUUCGUGCGUGGCGUCUCAAUAGGUUUACACAUGGAGCGAUAUUUCUGUAAUAUGCAGGAUAUAAUAUAUCAUCGCUCACCGUCCGUUGCCAGCUUAAUUCACUGGUUUGCGCCUCGGUUCUCCCUUCUACAAGGGAUGAUUCCGAUGCAAAGAUCGUCGCCGGCCGAUCGCCGAUACGCCAAGAAACAAUGCGUGGGAAUCACCCUCGUCUGCGCUAUGCGAUCACGGUACGGACUGGAUACCACUGGCAACAUCCAAGGGUCCAACUGAACACGCCAUGUGAUUUUUCUGGUCCAUUUUGCAUUCAUGUCUGUAGCUUCUAUGGGAUUCUGGAGUUCUACAUCUUAUUUGUUUUAUAAUUCUAUACUGAUUUUCCUUCUUAUUUGGAGUAUACACCAGGAACAAAGUCAUGAACCUGUUCAACUGGCAAUUGUGGUAAAUGGCACCUCAAUAAUAUUGGAUAUCCUUCUACUUGUUAUGGGUUUUCCUGAAAGCUAUAGUGCAAGGGAGAGAUUUUCUUCAGCAAUGGCAAUAUUACACUUACUUGUGCGUCCUAUGAGUACAAUAUUACUGAUCAAAAAUUUAGAGGAACGCAGUGGGUCAACAGGUGUACUAACAGGUAUUCUCUCAGGCCGCUCAGAAACUUAUGAAGAUAUUGAUAGAAUGAACCAAGGAGCAACAUUACCUCAAUCUUCUAAUAGUGCUUUUGCUACAGCUCAGCAAAUUUAAUUAGCAAUCAUAAAUGAUCUGAGAUAACUAUAUGCAUAAUAUAAAACAUAAAUACAUACUGCAAAGAAUAGUAGCCUCAGUUGAUUAGAUAUGUGUAUGGUUGAGCCAGUUUUAUGUGAAAUUGAGCAAAGAAAUAUUCUUCUAGCAAAAGAAAACUGAGAUAUUAAAUUGAGCUAUGAUAUGAUAAAAAGUUUUUAGUAUUUGAAUAGAUAGCUUGGUACCAUACCAUAUUGUCAUGAAAAAAAGGAAUAUCUUGUUUUCCCAUUUUUUAAUCUACACAUUUUAUAAUCUUUAGUUUUUUUAAAGAGCUUAUUUUCUUUAAGCAGUUAUGUAUUUUUUAUGAUUUCAUCACAUUCAGAUUACAUAAGCUCAACAAAUUAAUGUGCAGAUAAGCAUCAUGUUAUUUCACUUAAAAUUUUCAUUAGACUGCCUAACCAUUCACUGUAAACAUUUUAUAUACAUUCAUGAUGCUGAUAAACAAAAGUGAUGUAACUCUAAUGAAAUGGCUGUCAUAUACAUGAUCUACAUACUUUUUAGGAUAAAUUACUGCCAAAUAGCUAAUACCAAUAAUUUCAGGUUCUGAAUUUGUAUAUUUCUAUGUAUAAAAAUUUAUUCUAGGCCAAUAUACUUCAUGCAGUUUGUCUGCUUAUUAUAUAGAUUUUUGCGUUAAAAUAAAAGACAGCUUAGUUCUGUGAUAAAAAAUUAUUUAUGUAGUUUUUUUGCAACAUACAGAUAUGCUGAUUCAAACAUAUUCGCGACUGUGAUGGUUUUAGCACAUCUGGUGUAUUUUAUCUAACAACUGCUAAAUAGAUACUGGUAAUACUGCAUUACAACUUCAUGAUUUUUAAUCUGUUUUGUAUAUAUUAUUUUUGAUUGGCUGAUUCUUUAAUUGUUAACCCUUUGUACUUUCAUAUUGUAACAUUUGUGUCAUAUAGCUUUAUCGAAAAUAAUAUCAAUAAACUGUAAU
Messenger RNA from Acanthoscelides obtectus, 2426 nucleotides. Lineage: Eukaryota; Metazoa; Arthropoda; Insecta; Coleoptera; Chrysomelidae. The record is from the annotation of a GenBank genome assembly.